GAACCAAGUGCCCUAAUCAAAGCUCUCUCAACUGAUCCGGAGUAUUUGAAGAACAAGGCUUCUGAUUCAAACCAAGUGGUGGACUACAAAGACUGGCAAAUAGCAUUGAGCCGACGUUUCCGAGCAAUGAAGCUAUGGCUUGUGCUCAGAAGCUAUGGCGUAUCAAACCUAAGAAACUUCAUAAGGGGUGAAGAAGAUGCAAAUGAAUUCAACAGAAAGCUUUUGGAAUCCAUUAAUGCGACAGGGAGAGUGUACAUGACACAUGCUGUGGUUUGGGGAGUGUACGUGAUAAGGCUUGCUGUUGGAGCAACACUUACAGACUAUUGCCAUGUGAACAAGGCUUCGAAGGAGAUACAAGAGCAUGCACAUACCAUGCAAAGUUAG
Molecule: messenger RNA, 384 nt
Organism: Ilex paraguariensis (yerba mate)
Lineage: Eukaryota; Viridiplantae; Streptophyta; Magnoliopsida; Aquifoliales; Aquifoliaceae
Source: the annotation of a GenBank genome assembly